Molecule: messenger RNA, 1293 nt
Organism: Penicillium soppii
Lineage: Eukaryota; Fungi; Ascomycota; Eurotiomycetes; Eurotiales; Aspergillaceae
Product: aspartate aminotransferase family protein
Exons: 2
Coding region: 1-1293 (430 amino acids)
Molecular function (GO): transaminase activity; pyridoxal phosphate binding
Source: RefSeq, a predicted model, not a curated record
AUGGAAUUGGCUCUCCAAAAUGCCGUGACUCGGUUUCAGGAGCUUCACCCUGAAUCGCGACGACUGCAUGAGCUGGCACUCGAAAGUUUGCCAGGAGGAAACACCCGUACACUGCUGCACACCGCUCCUUUCCCGGUGUUUAUGCGCAAGGGCGAAGGCUCUCAACUGUGGGAUGAGGAUGGGAAUAAAUAUUACGACCUAGUGGGCGAGCUAUCUGCUGGGCUUUUUGGACAUUCGCAUCCGACAUUGCAGAAGGUGCUUACUGAUACCAUCCAAAAUGUAGGACUCAGUCUAGGAGCUACCAAUGUUUAUGAGCAGCAAUAUGCCUCGCUUCUGUGCAAGCGAUUUGGACUCGAGCGCCUCAGAUUUACCAACUCUGGAACGGAAGCAAACCUGCACUGCCUUGCUGCCGCUAGAAAAUUUACAGGCCGACGCAAAGUCAUGGUCUUUCGCGGUGCAUACCACGGCAGCGUGCUGUCUUUUGGAGAUGGCAUCCCGGAAAACAACGUCGACCAGAACGAUUGGGUGCUGGUCCAAUACAACGAUUCGAACGGCGUGCAGGAAGCUUUCGCUCAACAUGAUGAUAUUGCCGCGGUCAUUUUGGAGGGGAUUCAAGGCUCCGGCGGCUUUAUUUCUGGGUCUACGGACUUCUUGCGAACCAUUCGGGAACAGAGCGAGAAGGCUGGGGCGUUGAUGAUCCUGGAUGAGGUGAUGACAUCCCGACUAGCACCCGGAGGACUGAAGGAAACGCUUGAAGUGAAGCCAGAUCUUGUUACUCUGGGCAAAUAUUUAGGUGGAGGUUUGCCAUUCGGGGCUUUUGGUGGGCGACAAGACAUUAUGGACGUGUUCAGUCCUCUCACACCAGGGGCUCUGGCACAUUCCGGUACCUUCCAGAACAACACCUUAAUGCUCCAUGCUGGAUAUGCUGGGCUCUCUGAGGUGUAUACACCCAAGGUUGUGCACGCAUGCAAUUCUCAAGGCGACGAUUUGCGUCGACGCUUGCAGCAGAUCUUUGCAGGGUCCAAGUUUUGUGUCACGGGCCAAGGUUCUCUCAUGUACAUUCAUGCAACUGAAACAAGGCUUUUGCCGGAGCAGAUCACUCGACGGGAUGAUGUUGGGGCGGUAGAGUCAACUGAACUCAAGAAGCUUUUCUGGCUGGAACUCGUGAAUGCCGGAUUUUGGGUGCAGAUUCGUGGGGCGAUCAUCCUGAAUAUCGUUACACCUGCUUCGGCAAUCGAUGCAUUUGUUGCAGCCGUUGAGGGAUUUUGUAGCAGACACAGGGAUUUGAUUUAG